AUGGCGCGGCCCGGCAGUGGGCGGGUAGGUGCGGGAGCCGGGAGUGACAGCAACUACUCCCUGUCAGCGGGGUUCGCAUGGUCCUGUGAGUUGCUGCCGAUGAUGUUUAUCGCAGGAGAAACGCAGAAAGUCUCCACAGGAACCAUCAAGCUCAUCGAGGAUAUCAUCAGAGACCAACUCCUCAAUGCGGCCACGGUUACCGCCAACCGGCGCGGCUCUCGCACAUUCUCAAAGGACGACCUCGUAUUCCAAGUCCGCGAUAAAGCCCGCGUCCAGCGCAUUCGCGCCUUCCUCGCGUGGAAGGCCAUCCGCAAAACAGCAAGAGGUGCCGAGGACAAGGACGACCCGGCCGAGGAGGCCGACUCGGACGACGACGUCGCCGCGGGGGCGGGCGGCGCACCAGCGGCCAGGAACAGGGCCAAGCCCGCCGCCGUCCCCGGGGUCUCCUUCCCAUGGGACAUCUCAUCAUUCUUCGCCGAUUACGUCGCGCACAUCGCGGCGGAGGACCCCGCAGAGGCCACCAGCAGCGCCGCGGCGCUCGAGAAGCUGCGCGAGAACGACGAGCGGACCCGCGACAUGACCGCGGCCGAGUACGCCAGAUGGUCCGAGUACCGCCGCGCGUCCCUGACGUACCGCAAGGUGAAGCGCUUCAGGGAGUGGUGUGGCCUGGACGCCUAUGAUAAGAAAAACAAGAUCUGCGAUGAUGUGAUGGAUAUCCUUGGCUUUCUGACCAGUGAGAUGGCGCAGAACCUCACGGCUGAGGCGUUGAGACAGCAGCGAUCUGAAGGGUACCUCCCGCCCGGGGCUGUGUCUGGUUCCGAGGUCGCCCAGCAAGCACAGGGCGAGUUGGGUACUGAGCCUGAAGGGGGCAGGAAGGCAAUUGAGGAGAGACACGUCCGCAUGGCAUUAGGCCGAUUACAGGAACGACCGAAAAUCUACACCUUUUUUGGCAGUGCUAGACCCCCGGGGGGUUCACGGCCAGUUUCCUUGUGGUAG
Molecule: messenger RNA, 996 nt
Organism: Diaporthe batatas
Lineage: Eukaryota; Fungi; Ascomycota; Sordariomycetes; Diaporthales; Diaporthaceae
Exons: 3
Coding region: 1-996 (331 amino acids)
Biological process (GO): transcription by RNA polymerase II
Cellular component (GO): SAGA complex
Molecular function (GO): transcription coregulator activity
Source: RefSeq, a predicted model, not a curated record